AAUGCCGCGUGUCGGGCAGAGGAAGCGUAGCGGCCCCCUGUGACCACGAUGAGCUCAGUGUGGUGAUGCGACAUGAGUCUCCAACGCAAGUGUUGCCUCAAGUCAAGCGCGGGCCCCAGCCAGCUGGCAGGAGCAGCGUGUGACGCGGUGCUCCGAGUGGGUGGAGCCCAGUUCCCCAUCCACAAGGCGCUCCUGAGCCACAGCAGCGACUUCUUCCGGGUCAUGUUCCAACGUUGGUCGGCCCCGGACCAGACCCUCUUUACCGUCUCCGGCGUGUCGGCCGACACCAUGGGCUCCAUGAUCCACUUCCUCUACUCCGGUUCGGUCUCCGUCCGAGACGACAACGUGUGGAACCUCCUGCAGGCGGCGGACUACUUCAACGUCAGCGACAUGAUGCAGGCCUGCUGCGCCCACCUGGCUGAGCAGCUGUGUCUGGAGAGCUGCAUCCAUCUGUGGAAGUUCACCAAGUCCAUCCACCCGCCUCCCCCGGUCCAUGGCAAGGCCUUCACCUUCAUCAUGAGCCACUUCCAGGAGCUCAUGUCCUCAGAGGACUUUGUGCAGCUCAGUGUUCAGGAGCUCAGCGUCUUCCUGGAAGGAGACCAGCUCAACAUCAGGAAGGAGCGCGUGGUGUUUGAGGCCAUCGUCCGCUGGAUCGGUCUGGAUCCAGGCCAACGAGGACGACACAUGGCUGAGCUGCUGUCCAAGGUGCGGCUGGCCCUGAUGCCUCUGGACUUCAUCAGAUGUGAGGUUCUGACCAACGAGCUGGUCCAGAGAGACGCCGAUUCGCUGAACAUGGUGAAGGACGCCAUCAGAACCAUCAACCACAUCCUCAUACGGCCCAAGGUGCGGGGCUUCCGGAACCUGCCGGCGCGUCCUCGCCUGCCAAACGUGGCCAUGCUGGCUUGCGGGAAAGUCACCGGCAGGUUCCCCUUCAACAUCAUCAUGGCCUAUGACAUUUGCGUGGACCACUGGGUCACGCUGAGCAGCACACUUCCCCACCGCCGCUUCUACUACGGCGUGGUUUUCCUCAACGGCUUCCUCUACUGCGUCGGAGGCCACAUCGCCUACGAGAUCACCAACCGGGUUCACCGCUUCAACCUGAGCUCGCACACCUGGCAGGAGGUGGCGCCCAUGACAGACCACCGCUACGACCCCGCCGUCACCGUGCUCAGCGGCGCCAUCUAUGCGCUGGGAGGCUCCGAUGGAAGUCACAAGCUCCGCAGCGCCGAGUGUCUGAGACCUGAGGAGAACCAGUGGAGAAGCAUUGCGCCCAUGAACGAGUGCCGCAGCGAAACCAGCUGCACUGCCUUCCAAAACAAGAUCUACGUCUUUGGCGGCUACAACGGAAGUCACAUCCUGCGAUCUGGCGAGUGUUACAACCCCAAGAGAGACCAGUGGACGCUCCUUAGACCUAUGAUGUGGCGGCGAGCGGGUCUCGGCGUGGUGGCCAACACGGAGCGGGUGUACGCGGUGGGUGGCAGAGACGGGCAGCAGGUGCUCAGCACGGUGGAGGCCUACAACCCCAGGACCCGCGCCUGGCGCACAGUCAGCCCCAUGGCCAAGCCGCGGCAGUACUUCGGAGUGGCAGUGGUGGAAGACAUUCUCUACGUGGUGGGAGGCUUCAAUGGCCGCUCCUUCACCAACAGAGUGGAGUCCUAUAACACUCAGGCGGACACGUGGAGUCUGACCUCCAACACCAAGAACCUGCGCGGCGCCUGGGGCUGCUGCUCCGUCUCUGGACUUCCCAACAUGGCUGACUACCUUUUCCCCCGGGACUCGCUCCCCUCGCUCCCGCUGUGGGACCGCCGCGUCCGAGUCCGGAAACAGACCGCCAGGUAUGGAGCGUCGGUCCAGUGA
This is a messenger RNA of Synchiropus splendidus (mandarinfish), 1857 nucleotides long. RefSeq names its product kelch-like protein 10. The record is from RefSeq and is a predicted model, not a curated record. The transcript has 5 exons. Lineage: Eukaryota; Metazoa; Chordata; Actinopteri; Syngnathiformes; Callionymidae. The coding region runs from base 73 to 1857 and encodes 594 amino acids. Gene Ontology annotation, molecular function: protein binding.